AUGUUUUUCGCCGCAUCUAUUGAACAGCACUUCCGUCAACAACGCCCCUCAGGAUCUACUUCCUCCCCACGCAGAAAGGUGAUUUAUGCCAAACAUGGUCUUCCCAGUUCUUAUUCAAGAUCAAAUAUAGAAACACGCUGUCUUCAGCUUCCUCAAUUGCAAGUUCCGAGUCCCCAAGCGGUCGCACUAGCUCAUUUUGUGAUGUCUCUCUGGAAAUUCAAUUCUAAAUCUCGUUCCCAGUUCGAAUAUUAUUCCGCUCUCCCAUGCCGAUACGACCUCGGUGCUCCAUUAACUAAUGGGCCAACGACUAUUAGAUCAUCAUAUCAAUGA
Messenger RNA from Botrytis sinoallii, 330 nucleotides. RefSeq lists its product as uncharacterized. The record is from RefSeq and is a predicted model, not a curated record. The transcript has a single exon. Lineage: Eukaryota; Fungi; Ascomycota; Leotiomycetes; Helotiales; Sclerotiniaceae. Bases 1 to 330 code for a protein of 109 amino acids.